AUGUAUGAAAAUGAUGUUCAACAUAUUGAUUCAUUAUCCAAAUGUUUUGAACAACGUUACAAUAAUUAUCUUAUGUUUUUCAUGGGCUCUCUUAAAGAUGCAUGUCAAGCAGCUUUCGGUUCAACUUGUCGUCCACUACUUGUUUACAUAUAUCAUAACGACAAUCAAUUUAGGAAAAAAUUUUGUGAGACUAUAUUUUAUUCAAGCACGAUUAUCGAUUAUUUAAAUGUAAAUUUUGUUGUUGGGCCAUACGAAAUUACUUCUGAAUCGAAUAGAUAUACAUUAACAAAAAUUUGGGAAGAAAUAUUUUCUACUCAAUUCUUUGAUAAUUUUUCCAUUGAACAAUGUCCUUUACUUAUUGGAGUUAUGAGACUAUUUGAACACAAAAUAGAUGGUAUCGUAACAUCUGAAUAUCAAUUUAAAUCAUUAAUUAUAGGUAAUAGUUUGACACGUACUCAAAUGACAGUUAAUCGUGAAAAUCUAUUGAAUGAAUUGGAUAUUUUCAAAGAAGAAUAUGAUAAAAAUGAACAAGACUUAUCAUUUAGUUUCGUUAAAAAGACUGGUCUUUGUUGGGAAAUUAUUUUUGAAAUAAGUCAAUAUCUUUCGUUGAAUGAUGCAAUUUCAGCAUUUUCUAUUGAUAUUCUUUCUUUAUUAAAUAAUUUUCAAUCAAAAUUUCAAUUACCUAAUCCUUAUGAUCCAUUUAUUAAAAUGAUUUUUCGAAAAAUCAAAUCUGAACAAAUUGUUUCAUUAGAAUUCAAUACAAGUCAAUUGUGGUUAGAGACCGAAUUAGCCUUCUUGUCUAAUAUUAACAAAGUCAUUUCAAUAACACUUCAUAAUUCACCAUAUUCUGAUCAAAUUAAUGAAUAUAUAAAAUGUUUUCCAAACUUGACCCGUCUUUCUCUCUAUUAUGACGAUAAAGUUAAUUAUUUUAUAUUCAAUGAAGUAUUAAUUCAAGCUCGGCAACAAAUCAGACGAUUUGAAAUUCAUUGUCCCGAAAUAUUUUGUACUGAUGAUGAUGAUAUUGACCAAUUAAAAAAACGGCAAAUGUCUUGUGAAGAUGAGUUGGUUGCAAAUGGUGGUAUUUUACAUACGAAAUAUGAUAAGCACGAAGGAAUUAUGUUUUCAAAAGUUUCUAAUCGCUUCACAGAAAUGUCCCCAAUUGACAUUGAUAAUCCAAACAAAGCUGAUGAAACAAAUUGUGAAUAUUGGCUAUGUCAUACGCACUAUGCACAUUGUGAUGAUCGAAUAUGGAAUUGUCCAAACGGUACUGAUGAACUCAGUUGUUCUUACAUAUUAUAUUCUUAUCAAUGCAACAAUAAUGAACAUCAUUAUCUUCUUAUUAAUAACACUAUGGAAGAUUGUUCACUCAACAAGAACGAUAAAUUUUAUUGUGUAACACCAAUUCAAGGUUGUUUACCAGUGGAACGUUCAGGUGAUAAACGGGGUGUGCGUGGGGUGUGA
Molecule: messenger RNA, 1461 nt
Organism: Rotaria sp. Silwood1
Lineage: Eukaryota; Metazoa; Rotifera; Eurotatoria; Philodinida; Philodinidae
Source: the annotation of a GenBank genome assembly